UCACCAGUGCGCAUACUCAUGUGAAGUAUUCCAGAUGUGCACAUCGCCACUGUCCGGUCACAGUCAGACCAUCUGAGUGGACAAAACGCGUUCCGUCAUGUUGCCAUUCGCCAUCUGGCUGCUUUUAUUGCCGUUCUGCUGUGCGGUCUACACAGGACCUUUGCACCCUGAAAUGUCUAACGGGACCUUUCACCACUUCUUCGUCCCGGAAGGCGAUUACGAGCAGAUCGAGGAUCCGGAGAAAUGCCAGAUGCUUUUCAAAUGGAUCGACCGCAGGCCGUGUCCUCUGGAAGAGGAUCAGGACACGGUCGUCCGAGAGGAUUUUGUCCUAAUUAAACAACAGAUCGAAGACGCAGCGCGCGUUUUGGAGAGUCUCGGGACGAGUAUUUCCUUCGAUCUGGACGGCGAGGACAGCUAUGAGAAAUACCUUAAAAGGGAGAUUGUGCAGAUCAAUGAGGCUUUUACAAAUGUGGAGAAAGCGUUACUGGAACUGGAGACCAAAUUCAAGCAAAGUAAGGAGACCGAACAACGAGAAGAGCACAAGUUCACUCAUAACUUCAUCAACCCCAUGUAUAAUGUGAGGGACACUCUGCAGGAAACUCUGGACAUCUCAUCUGGACUCAAACAUAAACAUGAACUCAUAUCUCUGAUCAUUAAGAGCCAUGGAUCGAGGUUAAGCCGCCUCAAAAACGAGUACCUCAAUGUUUAGACUCGCAUGUAUUAAUCUCAGACUACAGUCUACAAUUGGAUUUUUAUUUUAGCAACGUUUCACCACUUUUGAAAGCAUUUGGUGGUGGUUAUUUUGCAUCGUAGGCCUAUGUGCUAAUCUUGAAAAGUAAAAAGUUCUUUAAUAGUUCUUUAAUUUGUUUGGGGUUCUUGAGUUGACUUUAUGGUUCUUUGGAGAUUAAAGAAAUAUUCUGGGUUCAAUGCAAGUUCAGCUCAAUCAACAGCAUUUGUGGCGUGAUAUUGAUUAUCACAAUAAUGGAAUAAUGGCACUAAUAAUGGAAGUGAAAGGGGCCAAUCCAUAAACAAUAAAAUACUCAUGUUUCUAAAGUACAGACACAAGACACAAUAUUCAAUUCUACACUGAAAUGCAUGUAAACAUGUACUUCAGUUGCACAUGCACAAGGUGAACUGAAAUAGAGUUAAAGGUACCAAUUUGGCCAAAGGGGGCAUGGGUCACCCUAAUGGGGGCAUCAUGCAAAACUAUUUACAACAAAACAACAUAAAUAAUACUACAAAAGAGCUAAAACCUCUAUCAAUUCAUAAUAACUAUUUAAAUGCCCCAAAAGUUUCCUUUGACCAAAGAAACAUAUUUUAAAUGUUCAAGUGCAAAAGAUUAUGGGUAUUCUCCAUGUCCUCAAUUUUGUACUACAAUUCUUUGAGUUAUUAACACUUAACAUCUUUAGUCUAUAGAAUUUUAAGACAAAUAAGAUAAAUGAACAUAUAGAUUUGAGUUAUGAGCCCAAUAUUUCAUGUAAUGUUUAAUUAAGACAAUGUAAUUUUUCCAGUAAUGACAACUUUAGUGUUAACAGAGUAUCAAAUAAUUUUUUAAAGAAUGAUCAUUUUUAAAGGUUUCCACUGACACAAGACAAAACCCUUUCUAGUUCUGGUUCCUUUAUUUUGUGUGAAGAAAUAAUAAGAGUUUUUUUUUUUUUUUUUUUUUUGUAACCUAAAACAACCGCUCAAAAAACGAAUUAACUCCCACAAAAAAAAAAAAAAAAAAAAAGCAAUUGUGAGAAAAUUUCAGAUUGCCUUAAUAUUGUAAAUGUAGUGUUCUAUGUGCACUUUUUGUGGCACUAGUGUCACCAAAAUGGAUUUUAAAAAAUAAACAUUGUUUAAAAAAAAAAAAAAAUAUAUAUAUAUAUUUCUGAAUACCUUCUGUCAUACAUUGUUACAAAAAAAAGUCAUGCCCCAAACUCAUGCCAUUAGUUCAGUCAAUUUUAUUGUAUUGGGCUUUAAACAGACAGUGAUUUUGGAAAUUAAUAGGUUUGCCAACUGUCCCAUAUAAGUGACAUCCCAUCUUUAGGCCUAAAUAAAGACAUAUUGUAGGGGACAUCUAUUGUCCUGUAUUUUUUGCAGUGAGACACUUGAGGGGGAAAAUGCUCAAUGGGAAAUGGGCGAACAAUGAAAUAUCCCAUAUUCAAACAACAAAACACUCAAAGGGGGAUACCCGCAACCACCCCUGGCUGGACGUGUGGCAUAAAGUUAGCAGCCCUAGAAAUCAACCUAAUAUUAGUUUACUCAUCUCGACAUAUUAAGAUGGGAUAGGAUGGAGAAAGUAUUUUUAACAUUGAAAAAAAUAACACACUGAACUUUAAUAUUUCCAUUUGACAUUUUCUGUCUCUAAGCAUGCAAAAAUGUUUUUCUUAAGAAUAGCAUACAACACGUGUUGAUAUUCGUGCUGUUUUAAAUUAGUUGACUACAUUCAAUUGUUAGAUAUGCACUAAUUUAUUGAUAGAAGUUUAAUUACACUUUAAAUCAUGUUUUGUCAGGUAACCUUACAUUUUUGUAUUAUGUGGUAACUUUAAGUGACUUUAUUCAUGUAGAAUAUAUAUAUAUAUAUAUAUAUACUGUACAUAUGAUCAUAUUAAGCUCCUGUAAAGUAAUUGUAAGGUUAAGGUCAGGAAAAUAUUGCCUUGUGUAACAACUGCUCAUUUUCACUUUUUACAGUUUAGCUACUCCCACUUAAAAUAAAGCCUUUUAUGAACAACUGACGUCAAUGUCGCUUCAGAAGCAGUCAUUUCUAGUAGGCUGCUCUUUCUCAGUAGUCUUCAUAAUGCUUUCAUUUCUAGAUGAUUGAAGUUUGAGGAGAGGCUGUUAAAGAUUUCUGGUGGAGAUUUGGCAUUUCCUGUGCUAUUAGAACAGAAUGUCUCUUUCUCUCUCUGCCAUGUGUAAGAAUACUCAAAGCCUGCAGAAAUAUCUAAAGAAACACAAUCUACCCUCCACACGCCAACCAAGGGGAAGCCACAGGGAUGGGCUGGUGAAAAUGUUUAAUGUUGAACCGUUCACAUAAGACUUGUCGCCAAAAUCCCUA
Xyrauchen texanus (razorback sucker) is the source of this 3037-nucleotide messenger RNA. It is a transcript of the gene fibina, whose product is annotated as fin bud initiation factor a. Bases 98 to 709 code for a protein of 203 amino acids. The transcript has a single exon. NCBI's taxonomy places the organism in Eukaryota, Metazoa, Chordata, Actinopteri, Cypriniformes, Catostomidae. The record is from RefSeq and is a predicted model, not a curated record.